AUGACUUCACUCAAUCUUCAAUGCAAUGAAAUUCGAGUCGAAGGUAUACGAUAUCUUGCUGAAAUGUUGCAGAAUAACACGACAUUGACUACGCUUAAUCUGGAAAAAAAUAAUAUCAGUGCUAGAGAAACCGAAUAUCUAGCUCAAGCGUUACAGAAUAACACGACACUUACUACUUUUAAUCUUGGAUGGAAUUAUGUUCGUGAUGACGGGGCACAGUAUUUAGCUCAUGCAUUGCAGAAUAACACAACACUCAUUAUACUUGAUCUGCGAUCCAAUGGCAUCGGUACUGAAGGAGCACAAUAUCUGGCUUAUGCAUUUCCGAAUAACAUGGUGAAAUAA
Molecule: messenger RNA, 342 nt
Organism: Adineta steineri
Lineage: Eukaryota; Metazoa; Rotifera; Eurotatoria; Adinetida; Adinetidae
Source: the annotation of a GenBank genome assembly